AUGGCCCACAUUGGCCAAGUCAUAAUGUCCAUCUCUACCAAUAUGCAGAACAAGGAGCAUGUGAUUGAGGCCCUACGCAGGACUAAAUUCAAGUUCCCUGGCCGACUGAAGAUGCACAUCUCCAAGAAUGGCAGUGGCCUGAGGACUCUGCGGCUCCAGCUCUACUACAGCAAUGUCCCAGCAGAUGGCAAGAGCUGGGACCCUGUACAGGGCUCGACCUUACCAGAUCAGGGCCUCUGGGGUCAGCUGCCCAGUAAGGGCCCAGUCUGCCCUCAGGGGGAGUGUGGAGGAGGGGCCUGGGUCAAGACUGUAGGUGCCACUGAGGACAAGAUUCGAGGUCCACAUAGGAAGGACCUUUGGAUAAAGGUUUUUCUACACAAGAGCCCUGGGAGAGGAAAUGGCACCCCGGUACCCGAGAAGAAGGUCCAGGCUGGAACCAGCCAGCAGAGGAGGCUACAACCAGAGGCCCUGGAUCAGGGUUCCUGCCACGUGGAACUCUGCUUCCUCUCUUGGUUCCGCACCAAGAAGCUGUUCCCUAACCAGCAGUACCACAUCACCUGGUACUUAUCCUGGAGCCCCUGCUUGGCAUGUGCAGUGCGGGUGGCUGAGUUCCUAAUGGAGAACAGGAAAGUGAGUCUGAGGAUCUUCACUGCCCACUUGUGCUUCAAGAAACCAGAGUCCCGGGAUGCGCUGCGCAGGCUGUACCACCAGGGGGCCUCAGUGAAGAUCAUGUCCUUCCCAGAGUUUAACUACUGUUGGGAAAACUUUGUGUACAAUGAGGGAAUGACCUUCCAGCCUUGGAAGAAACUGCGUAAAACUUAUAAGUUGCUGCACAAAAACCUUGAGGAAAUUCUCAGAAACCCAAUGGAGCGGUUAGAUAUCAGAACCUUCUCCUUCCACUUUCGCAACCUGCGCCAUGCAUACGGGCGGAACCGCUCCUACCUCUGCUUCUGGGUGGAAAGAGUGAACCCCUGGUCAUCUGACUCCUCUGACUUUGGGGUCUUUGUAAACCAGGCUUCCUGCCACGCAGAGCUCUCCUUCCUCUCUUGGUUCUUGGAGGAGAAGCCGUCCCCUGAUGAGCAAUACGAAGUCACCUGGUACUUACCCUGGAGCCCCUGCUUGAGAUGUUCAGAGCAGGUGGCUGAGUUCCUGAGGCAGAACAAGAAUGUGACGCUGAGUAUCUUUGCCUCCCGCCUCUACUACUUCAAGAAACCAGAGUACCGGGAUGCGCUGCGCAGGCUGUACCACCAGGCGGCCUCAGUGAAGAUCAUGUCCUUCUCAGACUUUGACUACUGUUGGGAAAACUUCGUGUACAAUCAGGGAAUGCCCUUCAAGCCUUGGGAGGACCUGCAUGAAAAUUAUGAGUUCCUGGCCAAGGAGCUUGAGGAAAUUCUCGGGAAGCAAUCCGAAGGGCUGGGACUGGACCUUUGUGAAGCUCCCAUCUGUAAGACAAAAAGACGGCCUCCAGCGCCAGAGUUCCUCCAGGAGGCGUCCCUCCUAAUCCUAGAGGGCGGGGUGGAGGCAGACUUCCACCUAGCUUCCUCCUCCUCUGGUCGGACUUAUUCUGCCCACUCUUUACCGAUGCAGGUGUCUCGCCUCCUGUCCCUACUCGUUCCACCGACACGCAGGGGUGGAGAGGAGCCAGCAGUGGACCUGGCGUCAUCCCAGAUAUGUUGCCAGUUCCUCACCAUUAAAGCCUUUAUCGGAUGGCCUCGUCGCCUAACAUACCAUCGAUAG
Messenger RNA from Hippopotamus amphibius kiboko, 1737 nucleotides. RefSeq names its product DNA dC->dU-editing enzyme APOBEC-3F-like. Gene Ontology annotation, biological process: cytidine to uridine editing; defense response to virus; translation. The record is from RefSeq and is a predicted model, not a curated record. NCBI's taxonomy places the organism in Eukaryota, Metazoa, Chordata, Mammalia, Artiodactyla, Hippopotamidae. The transcript is spliced from 9 exons. Gene Ontology annotation, cellular component: P-body; nucleus; cytoplasm. Gene Ontology annotation, molecular function: structural constituent of ribosome; cytidine deaminase activity; RNA binding. Bases 1 to 1737 code for a protein of 578 amino acids.